GGGAGGUGCUAGCGGGGAGCACGAGGACGCCGGUUGGCUGUCACGCGGGCAGCUUUCCUAACCCGUUCUUCCUGAAAACAUUGAGAGGAUCCAGAGACAGAAGUGAGGAGGUCUGGGUCACUAAACAGAAAUGAAUCAAGAAUCAGGUAAGCCUGGAGAGCAGGAGGAGGUGACAGGACUGGUUUGUGAAGAGGCUGAUCUCAAAGAUGGACAAAUGAAAGAAGUAACUGUGGGAGAUCAGAAGGUGUUGUUAGUCCGAACCCACGGCCAGUACAGCGCUAUUGGAAACCAGUGCACUCAUUACAGUGCUGCUCUGGUUAAAGGAGCUUUGAGUGGUGACAGAGUGAGAUGUCCUUUUCAUGGUGCUUGCUUCAAUGUGAAAACUGGAGAUAUUGAGGAGUAUCCAGGUCUGGACAGUGUACCCAGCUAUAAGGUCAAAGUUGAGGAUGGAAAGGUGUACGUUACCAUAGACAAAAAGUCUCUGAAGUUGACCAAGCGGGUGAAGGAGAUGUGCACGAUGCGUCCAGAAGUCAAACAUACUAUUCUGCUGAUAGGAGGAGGCCCUGCCUCUCUGGUUUGUGCUGAGACACUUCGACAAAACUGCUACCAGGGCCGCAUUAUCAUCAUGACCAAAGACACUCUGCUUCCAUUUGACAAGACCAAACUGAGUAAGGCUAUGAAUCUAGACAGCAGCAGCAUCCUACUCCGGUCAAGUGACUUUUUGCAACAGUAUGGGAUAGAAGUGUGGACACAGAAGGAGGUGGUGUCAGUAAAUCCAGCUGACAAGACAGUGAAGAUUAGUGAUGGCAGUUCGCAGCAUUAUGACCAGCUCCUUAUUGCAACAGGCUGCAGAGCUCGGCCACUCAGUUGUCCCGGUUCAGACCUGAAGGGAGUAAAUGUGCUGCAGUGUUACGAAGACGCCAAAGAGAUUAAUGGCUCCAGCCCUGGCCACAAGGCUGUCGUUAUCGGAGCAUCUUUCAUAGGUAUGGAGGUGGCUUCCUACUUAUCAGACAAAGCUGCCAGUGUGGCUUUGGUUGGCACUUCCAGAUACCCGUAUGAACGAAGUCUGGGACCAGAGAUUGGGAACAUGAGUAUGCAAAUGUUGGAGGAACAGAAUGUGAAGUUUUACAUGAAAGAUGAAGUCACUGAAAUCAGAGGGGAGAACGGCAAGGUGAAAGAGGUGGUGCUGAAGAGCGGUACAGUCCUGGAGGCUGACGUAGUGAUUGCAGGAAUUGGUGUAAUCCCCAAUUCAGACUUCUUGGCAGGAAGCAACGUGGAAGUGGAUUCAAAAAAAGCUGUGAUUGUUGACAAGUACAUGAGGACCAACAUACCAGAUGUUUUUGCUGCUGGAGAUGUCACUUCGUUCCCUCUGACAAUUCGUGGCGACCAGAGGGUCAACAUUGGUCACUGGCAAAUGUCACAAGCUCACGGAAGAAUCGCAGCCCUGAACAUGCUGAAGAAACCAACCAAAAUUGAGUCUAUCCCUUUCUUCUGGACUGUGUUGCUUGGGAAGAGUAUCAGAUACGCAGGCUAUGCAGAAGGAUACACAGAAAUCGUUUUCAAAGGCAAAGUGGAAGAAAGGAAGUUUGUGGCGCUUUACAUAAAGGAUGAGGUGGUGGUUGCUGCGGCCAGCCUGAUGUUUGAUCCCGCUGUGUCUCGUGUUGCAGAGCUGAUGGCUACUGGCCAGACCUUAACAAAAGCACAGGCUCAAGCUGAAGACUUGAGCUGGCUGCAGAUGUAAAGAGACGUCUGCUCCCUCCAGGAGUAAGAAAUCGCAGCGACGAAGGAUGUAGCAUCAACCCUUUAAUGUUUUGUCUCCCUCUGUGUCAAAUAGUGCCAAAUUGGAUUGCUCCAUUAACUGCCUCAGGGCUCCUGAAAACCAAUCAGACCUCAUCUCUGCUCACACUUAAGAGUGCUGUUACCAUGGUACCAAGCAAACUUUUAUAGAAUUUGCUCUUUGUGCGCACACAGUAAUCUGAUCGACUGGUGAUCUGCAUUUGUUUCACAUUUUUACUUCCACUCUGCCAAAAGUGUGACGUCUGUAAGUCUGUGAUCAAUAUUAGCUACACCACAUGAAUCUAUCCAAAACUUGUAUAAUACGUUAGGUUUUGUAGUAAAGUGUAGUAUAGUAAUGUAGAAAGUAAAAUAUUUCAUCAACUAAAAACAUUUUGAAAACACUCGCAGCAUUCCACUCGUACUAAUUUCAGUUUUCAUUAGUAAAUUAGUUAAAAUCUUAAAUACUGCACACAACUAAUUUGAAGAGAAACAUUUUUUUUCAUACUUUCAUUUGUACUCUAAUGCCUUAACCAGUUAUACUGCAAAUGUUGACAGCAGAUCUACAGCUUAUUAUUUAGCAUUUCUAAUAUUCAGUGAAGCUGAUGUAUUUACUGUUGUUUAACCUAUUUUAGGAAAUUAAAAAAUAAGGAUGGAACAGUUCAGAAAAUACUUUAUAGCAUUUUAAGCAUCUUUCAGUUUCUUUGAAAAGUCUAUCUUGAUGCUCUCUGGUUUGUAACUGAUACUGUGGCAUUAAACCUACUUGUCAACA
Molecule: messenger RNA, 2545 nt
Organism: Amphiprion ocellaris (clown anemonefish)
Lineage: Eukaryota; Metazoa; Chordata; Actinopteri; Pomacentridae
Gene: aifm4
Product: apoptosis inducing factor mitochondria associated 4
Exons: 19
Coding region: 131-1741 (536 amino acids)
Cellular component (GO): cytoplasm
Molecular function (GO): oxidoreductase activity, acting on NAD(P)H; flavin adenine dinucleotide binding; 2 iron, 2 sulfur cluster binding
Source: RefSeq, a predicted model, not a curated record